ACUAGAUCUUGGAUGGUUUGUGUUGGCGAAGUGGUUGUGAGGGAAGACGGUGAAGCGUGGAAGCCGUAAAAUUAAGCGUUUAAUUGUUUACAAGACUGUGAUAUGGCGGCUAGUGAAACCGUCGUAGACGAGCUGGGACCCAAACGAUCGCCCUCUGAGACGGACAGAAGAAAGCAGGGCAUGGAAUCGUCAAAAUCACCCAGAAGUUCUAAACACCAUCACUCAAGAUCAAGGUCGCGUUCUAGAGAUCGAAAACGCAAAUCAACUGACAAGAAGCACAGACGAAGUCGGAGCAGGAGCAAAGAGGCACGGAGGAGGGACUCCGACAAGCCCUCUAAAUCGCACAAGCCCGAGGAGUCGCACGAGCGGGAUCAGGUGGAGAAAGGGCGGGAGAGGCUGUCGGCUGAGAACGGAGAGGAGAGGCACAGACGCAGAGACGGCAAGCCCUGCCGCGGCAGGAGCCACUCCAGAUCGCGGUCACGAGAGAGGCGUCAUCGCAGCAGAAGCAGAGAUAAAAGACGGUCCCGUUCCCGAAGCCGGGAUAGGCGGUCGAGGAGCCGGGACAGGAAGCGACGGGCUCGGAGUCGCUCAGGAUCACGGAGCAAGCACAGGCACCGGAGCAAGAGCCGCAGCAAGAGCAAGGAAAGGAAAAAGAGAAGCGAGAAAGUGCGCAGAAAGAGUCGCAGUCGAUCCGUGAGUCCCCCAGCCUUCCGGGGCAGAAACACUGCCAUGGACGCACAGGAAGCCCUGGCCAGAAGAUUGGAGAGGGCAAAGAAGCUACAGGAGCAGAAGGAGAAGGAGAUGCUGGAGAAACAACAGCAGCAGCAGGAAAUAGUCGCAGUGGCCGGUCCUCUCCUGUGUGACCCUGUGGUGGCAGCCAGCAGCAGUUCGGUAUUAAACGUGGCGGCACUCCUGGCCUCGGGGACACAGGUCACACCUCAGAUUGCCAUGGCAGCUCAGAUGGCAGCCCUGCAGGCCAAAACCCUAGCAGAGACCGGCAUUGCUGUACCCAGCUACUACAACCCAUCUGCAGUCAACCCCAUGAAGUUUGCAGAGCAGGAGAAGAAGCGGAAGAUGCUCUGGCAGGGGAAAAAAGAAGGGGACAAGUCACAGACAGCUGAGCUAUGGGAAAAGCUGAACUUCGGAAAUAAGGACCAAAAUGUCAAAUUCCGCAAGCUGAUGGGCAUUAAAGGGGAAGAGGACGGCGGUGCUGCAGGCGUGAUCAAUGAGGAAGGUUUAAAAACCCUGCAGCAGCAGGAGGAAAUGUUCAGAAACCUGGACGUCCAAUAUGAAAUGGCCAGGUCUCAGACCCACACCCAGAGAGGAAUGGGGCUGGGCUUUUCCUCGGCCUUCUCCUCUCGAGGGAUGGACACUAUAUAACGUUGCACAUUUUCCGUCUCUACGUAGCCUUUCCACAGCGCUGAGAACUGUUCAAGCUUUGUGUUCUGGUGUAAAAGUCUGUUUACUGAAUAAAAAGCUAGUAGUCUAGCUUGCAUGGAUGCUGCAUUGAAUUUGUAACUUAUUGGGAGAAACAAUCUCACAUCUCAAGUAAUCUGUAAAUAGGCGAGUGCUGAUUUAGCCUCAGCAGUUGGAUUCUGUACACCUUUUUAAAAUGAUGCAGUGGUUUCAUAUGGGCAGAGCCAGGGGAUUGUACAGGGCUAGAGAAUUGUAAUGGCUAUGUCCCCUGCUUUUUGUACUAAAAUUGUAUAUAUUUUCUUUUGUUUUAACAUGAAUGAAACAUAUAGAUGUAAAGUGGACGGCUUCAUUUGUUUCCAUUUGAGUUCCAGUGGCAUAAGCCAACUGAAAAAGUCAUAGAAUGUGUAGCAUUUCAUUGGAAGACCUUCGGCCCAUUUAGUCCUUGCUUGAGGAAUAAAGGAAGAGGGAGCAUUAUCUAGUGGGUUGGCUCUGUAUUUCCACUAAUGGCAUGACUGCAAGAACCAUAAAAUGGCCUUUGUACGAGCUAUAUUUACUUAAAUAAAGAAUACAACCUUUGGUUUUCUGGAUACACAUUACUGCUGAUUUUCCAGAUCAAUGUUUUUUCGUUUUUUUUUUUUUGCCUUUUCCACAAUCAUUGCUACCGUAUGAAAAUAACUGGAUGGCAAAAGUGAUAUUUGGGUAAUGUGUUAACUUCAGGUAGCUUUGUUUAGGCAAUAACAAAUAUGCCCUGAUUUAAAUUUGUUUGCAGUAAGACAGCUGUAUUUGUUAAGGCCUUAUUACUCCAUUUUAGGACAUUAAGAGCUGAUUUAAUGUGCAUCAGGACUGUCAACAUUAAUGCAUUCUUUGUGCUAUGCAUUGAGACAAUGUCGCCUUAAUGUUAAAACAGGAACUGUUGAUUUUUUUUUUUUUUACCUCACCAUAUUUGUUUUCCAUAAGCACUGUCAUCUCAAAAAAAUAUACAGCCAAUGGUUAAUAAAGCACACACGUUAGCAUGGCAUAUCUACUACAGCAGUGCCUUGCGUAGCCUUUACUAAGACAAUGGCUCAAAAUGUAGACCAAAUGUUCUAAUUUUGAUUGAUGUAUGGUAACAGAAUAUUGUUCUGAGUUCUGAAAUGUAGUUUAAUAGAUUUUUGAGUAUAAUAGCUUUUAGAAUAAGGUAUAGUGUGUCCAUAUCCACCUAAUCUGUCCAACCGAAGGAAAGUUAACUCAUACAUCACUAGGUAUUUGUCCUAGAUCCCUUUGGAUUCUAAACAACGGUGACUAACCUGCCAAUUCCGGAGGCAGAAUUUGUCAGUGUCAUUGUCAAGGGUCACUGCAAAAAUGCUUUUGAAAUUGGACCUGAUUUGUGUAUGAUUUGUGAACACGUUUUUAUUUCCCAUCUGCUUAUUAAUUUGUAUAUGACAUAUUUUACACUUGACCCGAGGAAGUGAUGGAAUAGCUAUUUUGCAGAACAAACUGCAGCUCUGCUAGUUUGUUGUAAAGUGCUUCUGGUGAUAUGACCGGAAUAAUCUGGGCAAUCCUUGCUGAAGAGCUCCCUCAAAUUUGCCUAUGCUGUAACAGCAUUAUGUGAAUCACACAGCCCAACAAUAGCAUUGACCCAAUUCGAAAGGGAUGUGUCUUUUCCAUUCAGUCUAUGGAGCCACAUAUGAGGUACUUGAGCCACAGGUUGACCACUCCUGCAAUUACUAAAGUUGAAAGUUUUUCCAUCAGUGCUUCUGUCGGCCCAAACUACAGUAGGAGUUGACAAGAUGACUGCUUAGCUAUCAUGAUAUAAAGUUUAAACAGUUCUACCAUCAAUUGUGCUGUAUGUAUUUUUU
This is a messenger RNA of Megalops cyprinoides (Indo-Pacific tarpon), 3254 nucleotides long. RefSeq names its product arginine/serine-rich coiled-coil protein 2-like. Lineage: Eukaryota; Metazoa; Chordata; Actinopteri; Elopiformes; Megalopidae. The transcript has 10 exons. Bases 103 to 1380 code for a protein of 425 amino acids. The record is from RefSeq and is a predicted model, not a curated record.